AUGUUUUCUCCCGAAGAACAACAGAUGCAAAUAUGUUUGUUAAAAUCAAACUUGGAAGAAGUAGAGAACGACAUUGUAGUAACGAGGUCUGCAAUGCCAUCGUUGGAUGCGGAAAAUGAACAGAAAUACCAUAAAACGAUGAAUGCACUGCGCAUUUCGCGUUCUCUGAAUACGGAAAUAGAACGCCUGAAGUUAGAAAAUGUACAGUUAACAGCGAAGCGAAUGCAAUUAAAGCGGCAAUGCGAAACUGUGAGCGCAGCGCUUGAGCGCGCUCAGGAACAUCGAGGACUGUUGGACGAGUCGCUCCGACAGGAGCAGGGGUAUAGAAUACUGCCUACAAUAUCACAACACGUACCUAAUCCUCUAUCCGAUUACAAUGAGGACGAAAUAAACAACGAAACAGAAAUGAUAAAGAAUAUUAUCGCUGAGCUGGAAGCGGACGAGGUGCGUCGUCAAGACGACGUAAGGAAAUUGCAGCUUGAUGUCGAAGAAUUGAGAGCUAAUAUACCGGAGGAUAUACUUAAUUUUAUAGGUAAACAGGAGGUGGAGGAAAAAAUAAAGGCCCUCACAGACGAAAUAGAAACCUUAAAGAGCAAGAAAGAGCAUCUUCUGAAAUGCCGGGGAAACAUGGCUCAUUUUCUAACAAGAAUUCUCUAA
Zerene cesonia (dogface butterfly) is the source of this 657-nucleotide messenger RNA. RefSeq lists its product as uncharacterized. The coding region runs from base 1 to 657 and encodes 218 amino acids. The transcript is spliced from 6 exons. The record is from RefSeq and is a predicted model, not a curated record. NCBI's taxonomy places the organism in Eukaryota, Metazoa, Arthropoda, Insecta, Lepidoptera, Pieridae.